This is a messenger RNA of Striga asiatica, 627 nucleotides long. The record is from the annotation of a GenBank genome assembly. Lineage: Eukaryota; Viridiplantae; Streptophyta; Magnoliopsida; Lamiales; Orobanchaceae.
AUGGUCCCCACCCUAUGGCUCCCCAUCUCCUCCAUAUUCCCGGGCCCAACUGUAUCGGGCCUCCUCUCCCUCACGGGCCUCGACUGCAUUUUCAACCUCGGCGCCUCCCUUUUCCUCCUCAUGGCUGACUCAGCAGCCCGCGCGGGCCCCGACGAGAGCUCCAAAGCCUGCAAAACCGGGCCUCCUCUCGACUACCGGGUUUUCAACGUGCUUGCGAAUAUAACGGGAUUCGUUGUCCCACUUUUGGCGUACCUAGGCUCGGAAAACGGGCUCGGGCUGCUGCAGCCGAGAAUGGGCUUCGUCCCGUUCGCGGUCCUGUUGGGCCCGUACCUCCUGCUGCUGACGGUGCAGAUGCUGACGGAGAUGCUGACGUGGCAGUGGGGGUCCCCUGUGUGGCUGGUGGCUCCACUGGUGUACGAGGGGUACCGUUUGCUGCAGCUGAUGAGGGGGCUUGGGCUCGGGCAAGAGAUGGGUGUGCCAGCCUGGACGGUGCAUGUGGUGAGAGGGUUGGUUUGCGGAUGGGUGCUCGUUUUUGGGGUGCAGCUGAUGAGGGUGGCUUGGUAUGCCGGAUUUACUGCUUCUGGUUACCGAAGACUGCAGGAAUUCGAGGUUUCGGGAGAUGGGUGA